AUGCGUUGGCUCGAAUGGGCCAAUGCACUGACGAAGAGUAGGAAGAGCCAAACUCGGGCUAGACAAUACAAUGGCUUUAUCAUCAACUGCGAGCCCCUUCGCCGGCUGGCCAACUUACGCUGCCCCCAGCAUCCGAGCGGUAUAUUGACAACACCAACAUACGGCGAAGCAGGCGCGGUAUUUACAGUGUGCACUGAGACUGUCAUAAGCUCCAAUGUUUCGAGCGUCUACAAUGCGAUCAUUGACUUUAACCGAUACUCUGCCUGGAACAGUUUUGUCUACCGAGUCGACCUUCCACCCACUGUGCAAACACCGGACCAGGUUUAUGUAGGCAUGCCAAUGACCCUACAUACAACGGGGCUUGUGCCUUUGUUGAACACCACAAGUGCAGAGGAAAUCACUGUGCUGGACCUACCAACGACUGAGGGAUACUCCAUGAUCGCUUGGAAGUAUAUCGAUGGACUGGACGGGCUUGGAUCCAGGGCCGAGCACCCCAAUAUUUUGGUCCCCCGGGACGAUGGUGCAACACGCUAUCUGUCGUACGAGACAUACUACAAUGGACUAGAGAUAGGGGUCAUGAUCGCAUUGAGGGCAAGUCUGCAGUUCCAAUUUGAGCAACAAGGACAAGACCUCAAGGACUAUGUUGAGACAAGAGGCAAUAAAUCAUAA
Messenger RNA from Neoarthrinium moseri, 669 nucleotides. RefSeq lists its product as uncharacterized. Lineage: Eukaryota; Fungi; Ascomycota; Sordariomycetes; Amphisphaeriales; Apiosporaceae. The transcript is spliced from 2 exons. The record is from RefSeq and is a predicted model, not a curated record. The coding region runs from base 1 to 669 and encodes 222 amino acids.